CGAAACCGGCGUUUUUCGCCCGCAGUUGAAUUUGAAAUUCGAUAAGUUAAUAUUUUCAGCAUUUGUAUUGAAAACUACACUCAGAACCAAGUAAAAAUGUCUCUUCUACCGCUGUUAUUCGCCGAUCCAUUCGACUAUCAUGUUCCCAGUCGCCCAUCGAGGAUUUUGGACCAGCAUUUCGGAUUAGGACUGCAUCCAGAGGACCUAUUCCAGCCCCUAACCCACAACAACAGGGUUUUGUCCAGGACUCCAGCUGGAUACAUGCGUCACUGGCGCCCCAAUUCCUCCGUACAUGAUACUGGAUCAACCGUUCAUUUGGACAAGGAUAAAUUCCAGGCAAAUUUGGAUGUGCAGCAGUUCAAGCCUGAAGAGAUCACCGUCAAGGUCACUGGGGAUAACGUCUUAACCAUUGAAGGAAAGCAUGAGGAGAAAGAAGACGAGCAUGGGUACAUUUCCAGGCAUUUUGUGAGAAGGUACGUGCUUCCAAAGCAUUGCGACAUUGGGAAGGUCGAGUCCAAGCUGUCCUCCGAUGGAGUGCUGAGCAUUACAGCUCCAACUGUGCAGAAAAUGGAAAUUGAACACAAGACCAUUCCUAUCACUCAUACUGGGGAACCAGCCAAGCAACAGGCUGUGGAACAGAAGAAGUAAAAACUACAUUUUUAUCAGUAAUAUUUUUUAAUUUGUUUUGUACUGAUUUUUCAUUCGAAUAUCAUGUUUCCAUUGAAAGGCAUUUACUAUUCAUAAGGCUGUUUGUUUGUUAUUUUUAUUCAUAAUGUAAUCUUAAUAUUUAAUGUUUUUCUUUGUGUGUUAAGCUACCUAGUUGUAGAUUCGACUAGUCUAGCUUCAUUAUAAUUAAUCGUAAAUAAAAAUAAAUGUGUUCAUGAACUGAAA
This is a messenger RNA of Sitophilus oryzae (rice weevil), 891 nucleotides long. RefSeq names its product protein lethal(2)essential for life-like. NCBI's taxonomy places the organism in Eukaryota, Metazoa, Arthropoda, Insecta, Coleoptera, Curculionidae. The transcript has a single exon. The record is from RefSeq and is a predicted model, not a curated record. Gene Ontology annotation, biological process: response to heat; protein refolding. Gene Ontology annotation, molecular function: protein folding chaperone. Bases 97 to 648 code for a protein of 183 amino acids.